Zymoseptoria tritici IPO323 is the source of this 1028-nucleotide messenger RNA. RefSeq lists its product as uncharacterized. The record is from RefSeq and is a predicted model, not a curated record. The transcript has a single exon. The coding region runs from base 81 to 1028 and encodes 315 amino acids. NCBI's taxonomy places the organism in Eukaryota, Fungi, Ascomycota, Dothideomycetes, Mycosphaerellales, Mycosphaerellaceae.
CUCUCCUGCGAUUUCUCAUCCCAGCAAGACUCAAGAACAACUCAACCACCUCAGUCACCCUGUGUCUACCACAACGCAACAUGAAGAUACUCAUCACUGGAGCCGGUGGCCUCGUGGGCCAACUCCUCGCCGAACUGCUCCUCAACGACAACCACACCGUAAUCCUCGCCGACAUCUUCGACCCGCCCAUUCCCGCCGCGGCCUCCAACAAAGCCAACGCCACCACUCUCAAAGCCGACUACUACGAGACUCCCAAUGCCGGACUCUCAGCAGACCUGGACGCCAUCUACGUCUUCCACGGCAUCAUGUCCGCCGGCUCCGAAGCGGACUUUGAUCUCGGCAUGAAAGUGAACCUCCACUCCACUCUCCGUUUGCUGGAAGCCAUCCGAGCCACCUGUCCCGGCGUGCGGGUGAUCUACGCCUCCUCCACCGCGAUCUACGGCCAGCCAUUACCAGAGUUACCCUCGGACUCCACCGUCCCAACGCCAGAGGGGAGCUACGGCUGCCAGAAAGCAGUGAUCGAAUACCUCAUCAACGACUACACCCGUCGCGGCUUCAUCAACGGCUGGUCCCUCCGCUUCCCCACCAUCUCCGUGCGGCCGGGCAAACCGACCCAAGCGGCGAGCAGCUGGAUGUCAGGCAUCAUCCGCGAACCACUGCAGGGCAAAGAGUCUCUCCUCCCGUGUGAAGACGACUUUAAAUCCUGGCUGUGCUCGCCCAAGACGAUGGGCAAGAAUUUGCUGCACGUUUUGACCCUGCCGAGGGAUGCGUUGCCGUCGCAUAUCAGGCAGGUCAUGUUGCCGGGUAUCACGGCCACGGUCAAGGAGAUGCUGGAGGCGUUGAGGACGGUGGGUGGAGAUGAGGCGGUGGCGUUGGUGAAGAGGGAGAAGAUGAGUCCGGAGAUUGAGGCUGUUUUGACGAGUUGGCCCAACUGCUUUGAUGUGAGUAGGGCGUUGAGUUUGGGAUUCCACCCCGAUCAAGGGUUUUUAGGUGCUGUUGAGGAUUUUGCAGCGAGCUUGAAGAAGUGA